Messenger RNA from Suillus discolor, 336 nucleotides. RefSeq lists its product as uncharacterized. The record is from RefSeq and is a predicted model, not a curated record. The annotation marks the transcript as partial. The transcript has a single exon. Lineage: Eukaryota; Fungi; Basidiomycota; Agaricomycetes; Boletales; Suillaceae.
CUGCCCCCUGGCACACCACCAACUCCUGUCCCACCGAAGUCUCCUCACGACUGGAGCCCGUAUCCUAACGAUAUUGAAUUUGCAACGGCAGAGUUUGUUUUCAAACAAAGCCAUAUGUCUAACAAAGCUACAGACUUAUUACUCGACUUAAAUGCUGCGCAGCUGUUGAAACACGACGACCACCCUCCAUUCGCGGAUCACAAGGAUUUGCACAAGGUCAUCGACGCCACACAACUUGGCAAUGUCACUUGGCAAUGUCUCUCGAUUCAAUACACAGGGGAACACCCUGAACAUGAUGCUCCUCCGUGGAUGGACAGAGAAUACGAGGUCUGGUAC